AUGGUUAACAUUUUAUAUGGCGCUCUCCAGCAAGAUGGUUCAGUUUCACCAACGACCUCUGACAUGGUCGCUUUUCCAGACCCCAACUUACCAAUGUCUUCCGGUAAUCCACAGGUAUACAGUCAGGGCGAUAUUGCAUGGCAGCUCACUUCCACAUUCCUUGUCUGGCUAAUGAUACCUGGUCUUGGCCUCUUCUAUGCCGGUCUUACCCGCAGAAAAAACGCAAUGCACCUCCUUUUUAUGUCUUUGAUCGGUAUCGCAGUUGUCUCCUUGGAAUGGGUCUGCAUGGGCUACAGCUUAACUUUUGGAAACUCUCACGGCGGUUACAUUGGUGACCUACAGUCUUUUGGUGGUUUCAAAGAUAUUUUAGAUCAGGAUCAAUCAAACUUACCUAUGCUCGUUCACGCUUGGUACCAAGGUACUUUUGCGUGUAUCACUAUUGUUAUUGCUCUUGGAGCGCUCGCAGAAAGAGGCAGAUUACUUCCUUCAAUGCUCUUCAUCUUGUGUUGGACGAUCAUUGUAUACAAUCCAAUAGCUCACUGGACCUGGAAUUCAGAUGGUUGGAUGGCUGUUUUGGGAUCACUGGAUUUCGCCGGUGGUUCUCCUGUUCACAUCAACGCUGGUGUUGCUGCCCUCGCAAUUUCACUUUUUGUUGGCAAGAGAAGAGGAUAUGGCACAAAUCAAAUCGCAUUCAGACCACACUCCCCUGUCCUUGUCUUUCUAGGUACUGUUUUUCUUUGGAUUGGAUGGUUUGGCUUCAACGGUGGAUCUGCAUUUGGCGCAAACCUCCGUGCAGCUCAAGCAUGUAUUGUCACAAACACAGCUGCAUCAAUGGGUGGUCUCACUUGGGUUUUACUCGACUACAGGCUUGAAAGAAAAAUUUCAGUCGUUGGUUUCUGCUCUGGUGCUAUUUCUGGUUUGGUUUGCAUUACACCUGCCUCGGGCUAUGUUGGAACUCCUGCAUCAUUCCUCUUUGGUUUCAUUGGCGCAUUAGCAAGCAACUUCGGAACUAAGCUGAAAGACCUCGUGCGCAUUGACGACGCAUUGGAUAUUUUCAGUGCUCACGCUGUUGCUGGUAUAUGCGGCAACAUCCUCACCGCAAUCUUUGCUCAAUCGAGUGUUGCAAGUUUCGAUGGAUCAGACCCCAUUGACGGUGGAUGGCUCGAUGGUCACUUUGUUCAGUUAGGCUACCAGCUCGCUGACACAGUUACUGUUAUUGCGUACUCAUUCGUUAUGACUUACAUCCUUCUAUUCCUCAUCAACCUCAUUCCAGGAUGUCAGUUCAGAGCAGACGAUGAUGACGAAAUAAUGGGUAUGGAUUUGGCUGAACUGGGAGAACCAGAGUCUGAUCUUUAUGACGUUCUCACUGCUGAUGUUCCAGCGUUGCUUCAAGGUGAACAUUCAAUUCAAAACUUUGGGGUUCAUUCAAACCCAACAACCGAAAAAGUAAACAACGAUUCUCAGUCUGGGGGACAUGAAGUCAAGCAUGAAGUCGGGAAUGAACAGGCAUGA
Molecule: messenger RNA, 1512 nt
Organism: Wallemia ichthyophaga EXF-994
Lineage: Eukaryota; Fungi; Basidiomycota; Wallemiomycetes; Wallemiales; Wallemiaceae
Product: Ammonium transporter 1
Exons: 6
Coding region: 1-1512 (503 amino acids)
Biological process (GO): ammonium transmembrane transport
Cellular component (GO): plasma membrane
Molecular function (GO): ammonium channel activity
Source: RefSeq, a predicted model, not a curated record